Wyeomyia smithii (pitcher-plant mosquito) is the source of this 1932-nucleotide messenger RNA. RefSeq names its product serine protease gd-like. Gene Ontology annotation, molecular function: serine-type endopeptidase activity. The transcript is spliced from 3 exons. Lineage: Eukaryota; Metazoa; Arthropoda; Insecta; Diptera; Culicidae. The coding region runs from base 375 to 1832 and encodes 485 amino acids. The record is from RefSeq and is a predicted model, not a curated record. Gene Ontology annotation, biological process: proteolysis.
GAUCUGCUAGCGUGAGGAUCGUUCUUACUAAGUUUCUCGCGAGUUGCUAUCUUACGUUACAACUGAGUGCCGGCGCGUAGAACCGUAUCUUUCACUGUGUGCUUUCGAGAUAAUAAUAAAAAAUAUCAAUUACAAGUGCUCAUCGAAGUCUGUUUUCACAUGUAAUACACAGAAUCCAAAUUGAAACAACAGCAGUGGAAACUGAGAAGCGCAUUGUCAAACAGAGUCGCUGUUAGAUACCUAAUUUUACAUAGAGUCAUCGCAUUCGAAUCGGAAGCAUCUGUCGGAUUAAAGUUCCCAGAAAUGUACGCAUGUUUAAACUACCCGGCUUGAAAUAAGUGCUAUCCAUUACAAAGAAAUUAGUGGCUGUCGGAAUGAAGCGAUCAGCUGAACUGCUGCUGCUAGCACUUCAUGUGCUGAACUUCUAUCCAGUAAAAGCUCAACAUGAACAACAGUCACCCUGUAAGGAUGUUUUCACUUAUCAACUGGAUCCCGUAACCGGGCAAAUAUAUGGUUACAUCGAAGUUCGAGACAUCCACGUCGGUCAAGAGGCACAACUACGCGUCGAUCUGUCCAUCCCAACCCAACUACCACCGAACAAUGUUGGCUCUAUCACACUGAUAAAAUCCGAAACGGAAACAUUUAAUGACAUCCUCCGGGGAUAUCCCGCUCAGUAUCGUGUAAACUUCCCCUUGCAACAUUACAUUCCAUCGGUACUCUCCAUUUCCCUCAAUGGACAUAUACUUUGUACCGGGUACCGCACCCAAGGCCGCAUCAUGACCAUAAUAAAUCUCGAACAUAAUUUGCGCAUUCGGUUAGCUGGCCAAAAUGUACCAUUUGCUCCCAACAGCGUUCCGUACAAACGGCCAGAUCAAACAACGCAAGUUCACUAUCAACCGAAACCAGCGUUUCCAGAACCAAUCGUUCCUGCGCCAUCCCCACCGCAGAUCCGAACGACUACACCGAGACCACGCCCUGUCGUCAUACAGCCUCAAACAACAAGUCUACCUGUGCAAUUUUCCACCGCUUCUAACGGGGCAUCGUCGAAUCGCGUAUGCGGUAAACCAGCGAAGUCUUCCUUCAGCAAACUAUCGUUUAACGGCCAAGUGGCGGGGAAAGGACAAUUUCCUUGGGCGGUGCCACUAUUCGAACGUAUUGAUGACGCAGAUCCGGAGUACUUAUGUGGCAGCACAAUCAUCACCAGAAAACAUUUGAUCACUGCAGCAUCAUGCGUAUACAAAACUAAGAGCCUGAUGAAGCCAGACCAGAUUUUUGCAAUACCCGGAUUGUAUAAUCUGGAUGAUGCAGCAGAUGAAAAUGCCGCUGGAAUUGAUGCCAUCAUUCCACACUCUGAUUACGUACCGGAAGGGAAUCUCGGAGACACGAACAUCGCUGUGCUGCGUUUGAGAAGAAACUUACAAUUUUCCGACUACAUUCUACCAGUUUGCCUCUGGGACGGUGAGAAUGGUUUGCAGCAAAUUGUUGGCGAAGACGGUAUUAUGGUGGGCUGGGGUGUUACCGAAACCGGACCAACAACGGUGCCAACUUUUGUCAAACAAACGAUCGUUGAACCGAGGCAAUGCAUCGAGAGUUGGUCACGUAUUUUCUCCAGCAGUGCGCGAGUUUUCUGCGGAGAUGGAAGCGGAUCCGCUCCAUGCUUUGGCGAUGCCGGUAGUGCCCUGGUAAUGAGGAAAGAUAACCGCUUCUAUCUUCGCGGAAUUCUUUCCACCACACAGGUGGAUACUAAUACUCUCAAAUGUGACGUGACAAAAUAUGCGCUUUACACCGAUAUUGCUGACUUCCCGUUCUGGCUGAACGAUGUCGCCAACUAGUGAUAGGCUUUCUUAUUAGUUUGUAUUUUAGCAUCUUAACUUGGUCUUGUCUAAGACAAGCUUAUCUGUAACAAAGUUUAAAUAAAAAGAACUGACUCUA